UUUGUUUUUUUUUUUAACAAGGGUUAUCGUAAGUAUACAGCAUGAGGUAUUACUAUGGAUCCAGAAGGAGAAGAGUGUCCAUUCACUUUUUGCUCGUCGCCGUUUCGGUUUUCACCGGCUUUGGCGUACUCUUGCUCACACUGAGAUCCGUUGAUCCGCCUUCUAAUGAUGGUUUUUUUCUUUCGGAUCACGAGGCAGAAGAAGAUGAUAGAGGUGCAGCGGGAGGUCUAGAUUCGAUCUCUGCCUCAAAAAAUGGCACCAUCUCGGCGGAAAUGGAUGUUUCUAGAGAGAAGAGUGGAGGUUCAAAAUCUUGUGCUACGGUUGAAGAAAUGGGCGAAAGUUUCAAGGGAGCCGUUUGGAAGGAAAGUUUGCGAGUGCGAAGAAUCAUCCAGGAACACUUCUCUGUCAACGGUGCUUCAAGAAUCCGGAGUCUUCCUCCAGAGCAGUUCUGCAAACAUGGCUUUGUCUUGGGGAAGGCAUCAGAAGCAGGUUUUGGCAAUGAAAUGUACAAGAUCUUAAAUGCCGCAGCAUUAAGUAUAAUGUUGAACCGAUCCUUGAUCAUUGGGCAGACCAGGGGCAAGUAUCCUUUUGGUGAUUAUAUUUCUUACACCAAUCAUUCUUUCACCUUGAACGAAGUAAAGCACCUGUGGCGACAAAAUAGCUGUGUAACGAACUAUGGAAGACAUCUGGUAAUGAGGAUUGAUGAUUUUGAGAAGCCAGCUAAAACAAAUGUCCUUUGUAGCAAUUGGAGAAAAUGGGAGCAACCUAUCAUAUGGUUUCAAAAUACAACAGAUGCUAUGGCCAGUCAAUUUUUCUUGAAGAAUGUAUACCGUGAAAUGAGAGAUGCUGCUUCUGAUUUAUUCGGACACCCAGAACAGUUCCUAUCUCGGCCUAAUGUUUUUGGGGAGCUUAUGAAAGUUCUUAUAUCUCCAUCAGAAGAUGUUAUGGGAGCAGUCAGCAGGGUCCUUGGUGGUGGGGCAGAUCCUGAUAUAUCAUUGCACAUGCGGAUGCUUAUGAACAGGUCACUGAGAGCCACACAGGCAGCAUUGAACUGCAUCAAAAAAUCCUUGCUUAAUCAACACCAAACAUCAAGACCUAGGAUGGUGAUAGUAUCAGAUACUCCAUCUUUUGUAAAGAGUAUCACUCCGAACAUAAGUGGAUUUGCAGAGGUUCUUUAUUUUGAUUAUGAACAUUUCCAAGGGAAUGUCUCCCGAAGUGCCAACAGAUCGCACAGUUUAGAUUUUAGAGUGAAGGAUUGGGGCCCUGCACCCAGAUGGGUUGCAUUUGUAGACUUCUUUCUUGCAUCACGUGCGAGACAUACCGUUAUCUCCGGUGCUCAUAGACGUGUUGGGACUACCUAUGCACAAUUAAUUGCAGCAUUGGCUGCAGCAAACCACCUAGGCGAAAACUCCACUGGUUCAAGUUUUUCAUUCUUAAGCAGCUUCCAAAGUAAUUUGUUAACAGAUGGUUUAAAGUUGCAGGUUGGAUGGGGACAUGUUUGGAAUAGAUUCGCCGGUCCUUUGAGUUGUAGGAACCAGUCCAAUCAAUGUGCCUUAACACCACUUCUCCCUCCUGCUUGGUGGGAUGGUCUUUGGCAAUCCCCAAUUCCACGGGACGUCCACCGGUUAAAGGCAUUUGGCAUCAAACUAUCUGGUUUUGGUACAGUUGAUGAGUAUCAUCUUCAAUCCUUCUGUAGUUCAAAGAAAAGUACUGUUAAAACUGUGUUGAUUAUAUGAGCAUAAUUUUUGGAGUUGCAUCUUUUUUGUCCAUUUGGGAAACAAAAUGAAUAGGUUUCAGGUGAAAAUCAAGAUGAUUGAAAACGCCAAUGGGAUCUAGACAGCACACCAUGGUAAGGAUACGGAAACUAUUGAUGCUCUCAUCUCAUUUAUAAGAGAGUGAUUAGAGAUAAUUAAGUAAUUAAUCCAUUUGUGGACUUGUUAUCGAUUGACGUCUAUAUUCAAUUAUCAUUGCUGUAAUCUAAGGUUGUCUCUUAAGUCA
Manihot esculenta (cassava) is the source of this 1998-nucleotide messenger RNA. RefSeq lists its product as uncharacterized. The record is from RefSeq and is a predicted model, not a curated record. The transcript has 7 exons. Bases 42 to 1736 code for a protein of 564 amino acids. Lineage: Eukaryota; Viridiplantae; Streptophyta; Magnoliopsida; Malpighiales; Euphorbiaceae.